Messenger RNA from Armigeres subalbatus, 1802 nucleotides. Its product is annotated as zinc finger protein pita-like. Gene Ontology annotation, biological process: regulation of transcription by RNA polymerase II. The transcript has a single exon. Gene Ontology annotation, cellular component: nucleus; chromosome. The coding region runs from base 218 to 1594 and encodes 458 amino acids. Gene Ontology annotation, molecular function: chromatin insulator sequence binding; zinc ion binding. NCBI's taxonomy places the organism in Eukaryota, Metazoa, Arthropoda, Insecta, Diptera, Culicidae. The record is from RefSeq and is a predicted model, not a curated record.
AAAAACGGGAGGGAGAGUGAUUAUUGCCUCAGUCCGCGCCAGGACCAAAGCCGUUUUCUCAGUGACUCAGUUGCAGUGGUGGGAGAGGUAGAGGAGGAAGAUUCUGGAAAAAGGGACCGGGUCAUAAAUUUUUACGAUAGGACUACGGGUAGAAUAGUUUGGGAGACAACACCCGCGUUAUAAAUACGAGUGGGACAAUCGGUUUUCUAUUCAGUCAAUGAUUUGUUACGGACUGGAAAGGAUGAUCCCGGAGUCGAUAUUAGAGAAUAAUCCCACGAUGGGACAACUAAGCAAAGAGCUUGAAGAGAAAAAAGUAUGCAGGAUAUGUUUGAUUGAAACGGAGUGUAGAAUCAGCCAGCAGUGGAAUACAGUGUUGACAACGUGCUUCACCGCUUCAUCACUAAUAGCCGAGAAACUUCCGAAGUUUGUUUGCCAGGAAUGCAGUGACUUUUUGGAGAAGUGUAACCAGUUCAAAGAAAUGUGUAGAAAAUCGGAGUUGAUCCUGAUGUCUUAUCCGUUGACCGGAACAUUGCCAAGCAGAGUGGAAGUGCCAAAUUGGCUGCGGCCAAUUACGAAGCGCAAACAAGACGCCAUCAGUGAAGCACCGGAAAAGAGAAUUUGCAGUGAACAAUGCCCAGGAACAGCAGAAGUACGACCAACCGAGGUUCUUCCGAUCGAUUGCACCCUUCAAUCACCAACGAUAACGUCAGAAAUUGGUGUAACGCCUGAGAAGACACCAACAGAAGCUCUGCCUAACAUGGAAGUUCCUAUCACGGUGAAUCAGUUGCAACAGCCCUUAAAUCCAAAUCAAUCAACAGUGAUACAGCAAAUGCAGACCUACGUUACGACAUAUCAGCAUCCUGCACCUCAGUAUCAAUAUCAACCUCAAACGCUCUACGUGCCACCUGUUCAGCAGAACAACAAAUUUCCACUACUUCAACAUCAAUUGCAACAACCGGUGAUAAAAAAUGGCGUCAAUCAGCAAGUAUUGAUUCCGCUAGUCAACCCGAACCAGCAAGCCCAACAAAUUGUUCCUCAACAAAUUCCAACGCUACAACCCUACCAACAACCAUCACAGCAACCCAUGUCAACGUUCAAACCGCCGCAACCAUCUCUCGCUUACCAAACGAUUCAACCGAGCCGGCAUCCAGCAACGCAGCAACCCGCACAACCAUCGUGCAACUCGUCCACCACGGCAGUGGUCCAGUGCAAAGCCUGCGCCUAUCUGUUCGCCAGCCGGCACCAUCUGGUGGCGCACAUGCGCAAACAUCUCGGCAGUGCCGAGUAUCGGUGCGCCUGCGGGCGCCACUUCCACCAAAUGCACGCAUACGUGAACCACCUGAAGCAGCACAGUACCAUUUCCUGGUGCGACCUGUGCGGGAAGCAGUUCCCGGUCCAGAACGCCUGGGAGUUGGGGGCCCACCUGGACCAGCACGUGCACACCGGGCUGCACGAAGCGUGCGACUUUUGUCCGCUGGUGUUCGUGGACCUGCAGAGCCGGCUGCAGCACGUGCGCACCAAACACGAGGAGGAACUUCGGCAGCUAAUGCAGCUGAACCGGAGCAAACACAAAGGGGAUGGGGGGUGGAUUUAGUUAAGGGGUUAAUAAACGUAAGAGAUGCUUUAUGUACAAACGUAUUUGUUAGGCUUGUGAGUGCGGUGGAUCUAUGAUGACAUUCGUGAUCGAGAGAUUUUUUCUUCGGGGAUAUGAACUACAAACCUUUUUAAUAAAAUGUCAACAAUUUUAAGAAAAACAAAAGCAAAUAUCAAAACAAAACCAAUCAACAAUGAAUCACUUGAAA